This is a messenger RNA of Capronia epimyces CBS 606.96, 990 nucleotides long. RefSeq lists its product as uncharacterized. The coding region runs from base 1 to 990 and encodes 329 amino acids. The transcript is spliced from 2 exons. The record is from RefSeq and is a predicted model, not a curated record. NCBI's taxonomy places the organism in Eukaryota, Fungi, Ascomycota, Eurotiomycetes, Chaetothyriales, Herpotrichiellaceae.
AUGGCCUCUGUGUUGGAAGGGUUGAUGAGUUCUCGCCGUCGAGGCUCAAGGUCGCGGUCAGAAUCAGAGAAGCGGCUUCAUUCCCGAUGGGGCGAUGCUACCAUCACAGCUCCCAAUGCUGGUUGGAGUCAACAGCACCCGGAAGCCCAGCUCAACCACCCGGCCGGUCAAGCCCAUGGCAGUCCUGAUUCUCAAAAGACUCUGGUCAACCAGUCGCCUGAUCUCACCUACGACCCGGACAAGGCGGCGACGGUCGAACCAACUACCCACUCACCUCCAUCUAUGGUUCAGCGGGAGCGGAGUGCCAUUGUCAUCACCAUCCCUUUACCAUGGUCCCGCAAGACGCAACGGCGGUCAUUGUCUGUGGGCCAUCUGCAAGCCCGAGAUGCUCAACCGGUCGAACAUGUCGCCCCCCAGAUUGACAAAAGGCUUGACGACCGGCCGGCGGAGGCAGACUCGUGGCCCCUUGUGGACCCCUUGCGUUCAAGCGCGCCAGGUGCACACCCCGAGAAGGGCCCUGGACCUGGGCGUCUUCCUCAAUUACAAACAGGUGUGCCACCGGCCAGAAGCCAGCCCGCCUCAGCCAUUUCCGUCCUCAGCCCCGUGGCCGAGUCAUUCAAUGGUCUGUCGGAAAGCAACAAUGCCACUCCCAUGGGAACAACGCCCAUUGCGGAGGCUGCUACCGACGGAGUUCCUCCUGCCAACCGCGUCGAAGGCAUCACUGCUCGGAACCUAACUUCACGACUGGACAUUUAUCUUUCCCAGUCACCUAAUUCUCUUCCGUCUUCUUUGAUCGCCAAUCCAGUCGAGCUGUCUGAAUCGGACUUUGAAACAUCAAACACCCAAAUACGUCUCGAGAGCGAGAUCAAAGACGUAGCGAGUCCCGAGGCGGAGCUGGUGCAGGAGGCAGGUCUGCGUCCCGUGAAGCCACUGUUCGCGCUGAGUCGGUCGGACCCACACGACGAAGAACUGUUUCGCGUGAUAGUGUAG